AUGUUCAGCUUCGUUGCGAUUGCUUGCUUGUUUGGUGUGGCAACGGCGGCUCCGUCUGCGAUCGGGGCACUGCCUAUUGCCACCGGCAGUAUCUCAGUCCCACGUUACGGCUUCAACUAUGCCGUCAACGACCCCCUAACAGGCGACCAGAAAGCUCAAACCGAGUCUCGUGACGGAGGAUAUGUGAAAGGCUCGUACUCACUCACGGAACCCGACGGUACCCUGCGAGUGGUGGACUAUACUGCUGACCCAGUGUCGGGAUUCAACGCGGUAGUUAAACGAGUGGGACCGGCCGCCCACCCACAAACUUUAGUAGCUGCCCCCGUUGUGAGCAAACAAAUCGUAGCUCCUAUUGCUGCUGCACCUAUCGCCGCUGCCCCAAUCGCUACUGCAGGAUACGCGUCCAGCCUCGUUGGCCUCGGUGGUUACGGAUUAGGUUGGGGAGCCGGUCUCGGCCAUGCUGGUCUCGGCCUAGCUGGCGCCGACCUCGGCAUCGGUUACGGCGGUCUCGGCUACGGUAUUGGCGGCCUUGGCGGUCUCGGCGGCUGGAAACACUAG
This is a messenger RNA of Spodoptera littoralis (African cotton leafworm), 558 nucleotides long. NCBI's taxonomy places the organism in Eukaryota, Metazoa, Arthropoda, Insecta, Lepidoptera, Noctuidae. The record is from the annotation of a GenBank genome assembly.